Micromonas pusilla CCMP1545 is the source of this 655-nucleotide messenger RNA. RefSeq lists its product as uncharacterized. The record is from RefSeq and is a predicted model, not a curated record. Gene Ontology annotation, molecular function: structural constituent of ribosome; rRNA binding. Bases 39 to 611 code for a protein of 190 amino acids. Gene Ontology annotation, cellular component: ribosome; cytosolic large ribosomal subunit. Gene Ontology annotation, biological process: cytoplasmic translation. NCBI's taxonomy places the organism in Eukaryota, Viridiplantae, Chlorophyta, Mamiellophyceae, Mamiellales, Mamiellaceae. The transcript has 2 exons.
CGCAACGCGGUUGAGCUUGCUACCAGAAAGGCGGCGAGAUGAAGGUUUUAAAGGCGGAGCGCGAGCUCGCCAUUCCCGAAGGCAUCACCGUGACCCUCAAGGCGCGUAAGAUCUCCGUGAAGGGCCCGCGCGGUUCCCUCGAGCGCGACUUCACGCACGUCCCGAGGAUCGACCUCUACCACAACAAGGAGGAGAACAAGAUCGUCGCGACGAUGUUCUUCUCCUCCAAGAAGCGCCUCGCGGUGUUGCGCACGGUGUGCUCGCACAUCUCCAACUUGUUCGAGGGCGUCACGAAGGGUUUCCGAUACAAGAUGCGCGCGGUGUACGCGCACUUUCCCGUGAACGUCAACAUCGACGGCAAGGGCGAAAAGGUUGAGAUCCGGAACUUCUUGGGCGAGAAGCGGACGCGGACGUGCGUGAUGCAGGAGGGCGUGAAGAUCAAGAGAGACGACAUGGUCAAGGAUUGCCUCGUCCUCGAAGGGAACGACAUCGACAACGUCUCCAAAUCCGCGGCGCUCAUUCACAUGUCGUGCCUCGUGAAGAAGAAGGACAUCCGUAAGUUCCUCGACGGUUUCUACGUCUCGGAGAAGGGCGUCAUCAACGACGAUUAGGCUCUUAGAGUGUAACGACGUGUAAGGACGCGAUUGAGAAAAAA